This is a messenger RNA of Benincasa hispida (wax gourd), 1698 nucleotides long. RefSeq names its product stress response NST1-like protein. The record is from RefSeq and is a predicted model, not a curated record. NCBI's taxonomy places the organism in Eukaryota, Viridiplantae, Streptophyta, Magnoliopsida, Cucurbitales, Cucurbitaceae.
CCGACAUCACUCCGUUUUCUCUCUCUCUCUCUCUUUCCCUUUCUCUCUCUCUGGAUCCGAAAUCGGCAAAAUCUGAACCCUAAAUUUCUUGGGGCUUUCACUUCGUAGAUCGCGAUAAUGGAGAUGGGGACCUCUUUCUAUUUUCUACCGUUUUGAAAGGUUUAUGGAUCGCUUCUGAAUCCAACGUUACAGGAUCCGAUCCCUAAUUUUCUAUGAUCGUACUCUUAAUGAGACGCCAUCAGGGAAGGGCUCAUAUGAGUUGCACGAUUUUAGACAGUUUAGUGUUUUUUGCAACAAUUGGAAUAUAAUAAAGCAUCUCUUGGUUCAUUUGAUAUGCACAAAAUGGAUAAGUGGAAAGGUUCUGGAACACUAGGACGACUGGGGCCGAGAGGUGGUUCUAUGACUUCUUACAAGUAUGCUCUUCUGUUGUCACCUGUUGUCUCUUUCUGGGAUUGCAUUGUCAGGAAAAUGAGGUAUUCCUUCAGACCUGAGUGGGUGUAGUGUUUAGGAUAGUACAAUAUAGUAUAUUUUAAUAAAGUGAUCCACUAUAGAUUUUAUAGUAUCAUGAUGAAAGAAUGGAAAAACAAUUACGAGGAUAUAUAUACUACUUACAACUAGUUCUUUGAAAAGGAGAUUGAAAAUAUUAGAGUUAGAUAUGGCUAGUUUUGUGGCUAGUAUGGGUAAUAAAGGACAACCUAUCGUGAAGAAAGCAAAAAAGAAGCAGGUGAAGGAUGAGUUGGAUCGUCAGAAACAAGCUGAGAAGAAAAAGAGGCGGUUAGAAAAAGCUCUUGCCACUUCAGCAGCUAUUAUAUCUGAACUUGAAAAGAAAAAACAAAUGAAGAAGGAAGAACAGCAAAGACUAGACGAAGAAGGUGCUGCUAUUGCUGAGGCUGUUGCUCUGCAUGUCCUGAUUGGUGAAGAUUCAGAUGACUCAUACAAGAUUCUUCUUAACAACAACGGUCUCAACCCUUGGGAGUGCCCUGGGCAGUUCGACCACGUAAUGAAUGUUACAAGACCUGCCAUUCCAGUGCAGGAGUUCGGGAGGUGUUCCCUUGAAGGGACUGGUUGGACCUCUAAUAUCGAAAGAUUUGGAUCAAUGUGGCACGGUUUUAGGAAUGACUACUGGUCAGUUUCAACUGGACCUUAUGCUGAAGAUCACCAUGUGUUAUACGAGCAAGUUGAUGGUGCUGUAAGUGAGAUUUCUGCUGGUAUUAUAGCAGCGCAGGCUGUCUCAUCACUUCAGAUAACAGUAGAUGGGGAUGAAGAAAUAGACGUUCUUAACAGAAUGCGAAGGGGUAUGUAAAUUCCACACAUUUGAAAUGGAGGUAGUUUGGUUUGGUACAUGUUUGCAGAAUUGUUUGCCUCUUCAUUGUCGACCUGAAUCCUGUCAUUUAUCUGGGAGAUUUGUCGUCUUUUUGUGGGGAGUAAUAAGUUAUCUUGUACCCAGAGUCGUAGUCGUUCUUAGACCUUAAGCUUUCAAAUUCAACCUUGUGCAGUUGAUGUGUUGGUGUGCUCCAAGGGCACGCCCAACAACAGUUAAUGCAUUCUUGCCAAGGUUGCUCACUCAGAUCCCUUAGUCCUGUGGCUUGUUGAAUUGUAUUUUAUAUGAAUUUGUAUCAUAGAAAUGUUUCAAUGACUUUAACUGGAUUGCUUUUUCUGCUUGGGAUUGAAUGCUGCAAUUAGUUACUAAUUCACGUA